GUCGGAUAAUAGGAUCGAAGUGUACCUAAGCUUUAUCUUUGAAAUGCCAUUCCUUGUAUGAUGCAUCGUUCCUUUCUUUCUCUCAAUUCUCCUCCCAUUUUCUUGCACCUCAUUGCACAGUACGGGUAGCAAAUCAGGGUUCCUGGUGUUUACUACUUGACGGUUCCACAUUGAGUGCGGGAUGUGCCAAGAGUCCUAGCGGACUUCGGCGCCAAGAUCACCUCCCGGCAAUCGCUCUGUAUGGCAUGGGCAGAUUCAAUCCCGGCAUUUGGUCAACAUCACCGUUGGAUUAAUCGCCGAACUUUGACGGCGCCAUUGUACAACACAGUUCCUUCAUCAGCUUCGAGGUUAGGGUGCGUCCAACUGAAGAGCCCCCAGCGCCUUCCCCUGGGCCGUCCGGCGCAAUGGGCGCAACGGUGUCGGCCAUCAAGACCCUGAUUAUCCCGGCCAUCAUCUCUCUCCUCCUCUUUAUCGUCUCGACCUUCGUCCUCCUCCCCCUUUGGCAGCGAUACCGAAACCGAUACAGCCAAUAUCUCCCGCUCGAAACAAUAUCGAACCAGACACUGUCGUUGCGGGGGAGGAUGCAGGGCGCCAUGGCGCGCUUCAUGGCCCCGUCGGCGUGGAGGGCAAGGGUGUUGGACCGCGUUGUCGUGGCGGACCGAAGUUCGUCGGACUCAGAAGAUGGGGAAGAACUAGGUGAGGUGGGUGAGAUGGCUGUGAGGCGGGUGUUGGAUCGACAGAGGGUUGUUCACGUUGACAGUACCCCUAGGUUAAGCAGAGACUUAGAGGAAGGCUUUAUGGAUGACAGUGAUGACGAGAGUGAACAUGGCAGAGGGCGAUAGAUCUAUCAAUCCGGCGAUCAUUACGUUUCAGUAUAUCCCCCGGCGAAGAAGCGGCUUCUUAUGUACCCCUGCGUCUGGAAGAUGUCAACUGCAUGUGGCUUUCUAUACUCAGCGCAGUUAACGGUUUCACAGACAAACGGCUUCGGACCAACAACGCGACAGACCGACGCUGGUUGCUGCUGUAACUCUGAUUGAUGGUAGUGCUCUCUUGGGUGAGGGUAUCGCAUGUUGUGCGCUCCGAGGGCUUUCGGUAUGGCUACGGAGAACUCCAAAGUAUUUGACACGAUUUGAACUCUUGCAUCGUACGAGAUUAACGGUCUGUUCUACAAACUGAGAACUAGGUACCUGCUCCAGUUGGUAAAAAGGCAGCCCUACAUCACAACCCUGGCUUCCAUUGUUUCCGAGGUCGGAUGGUAAUAUUGGUCCUUGUCCACACACAGUACGCUAUCCGUAAUGCGUAUUUACAACAUGCCCGGGG
Messenger RNA from Parathielavia appendiculata, 1320 nucleotides. RefSeq lists its product as uncharacterized. The record is from RefSeq and is a predicted model, not a curated record. Bases 405 to 842 code for a protein of 145 amino acids. The transcript has 3 exons. Lineage: Eukaryota; Fungi; Ascomycota; Sordariomycetes; Sordariales; Chaetomiaceae.